Molecule: messenger RNA, 1623 nt
Organism: Drosophila willistoni
Lineage: Eukaryota; Metazoa; Arthropoda; Insecta; Diptera; Drosophilidae
Gene: cpa
Product: F-actin-capping protein subunit alpha
Exons: 3
Coding region: 97-960 (287 amino acids)
Biological process (GO): barbed-end actin filament capping; actin cytoskeleton organization
Cellular component (GO): actin cortical patch; F-actin capping protein complex
Molecular function (GO): actin filament binding
Source: RefSeq, a predicted model, not a curated record
AUACUAGCUCAUCGAUAAAAACAAAGCGAAAGAAAAAGUAACUAAUUUCUUUGUCGUUGCUUUGUGAAUCAUUUAAGGAAUCCAUCGGAAAUUAUUAUGGAGCCAGCUGCACAGAUAACGGAUGCCGAGAAGGUGCGAAUUGUGUCCGAUUUUAUACUCCAUGCUCCACCCGGCGAAUUCAAUGAGGUCUUCAACGAUGUCCGCGAGCUGCUAAAGAAUGAUACCCUACUGAAGGAUGGGGCCAGCCACGCCUUCUCACAGUAUAACAAGGACCAGUUGACACCGGUGCGCAUCGAGGGCAGUGAGCACAAUUCUAUCAUAUCGGAAUACAACGAUUUGGGAAACGGUCGCUUCUAUGAUCCUCGCACCAAACAAACUUUCAAAUACGAUCACUUAAGGAAAGAGGCCUCCGAAUAUCAGGAUGUAGAUGCUGAUGCAAAUGCCGAGCCCUGGCGGGCAGCCUUAGACCUCGAAGCGCUGGCCUAUACUGCCAAUCAUUAUAGACAUGGGGUCAGCUCAGUGUUUGGAAAAUCGCAGGGCAAUCAGAUCACACUAACUAUUUGCAUUGAAGAUCAUCAGUUCCAGCCGAAAAAUUACUGGAAUGGACGGUGGCGUUCCCAGUGGCAUGUGACCUUUCAAACGGGUAGUGGCACUGCUGAACUGAAAGGCGUGCUUAAGGUUCAGGUCCACUAUUACGAGGACGGCAACGUUCAGCUAGUGUCCUCGAAAGAGUGUCGCGAUAGCUUAGUAAUUUCAAAUGAACAGCAAUUCGCAAAGGAAGUCAUUCGUCUCAUCGAAGAGGCCGAAAAUGAAUAUCAAUUGGCCAUUUCGGAGAAUUAUCAAACCAUGUCGGACACAACAUUUAAGGCAAUGCGUCGACAACUGCCCAUUACCAGAACCAAAAUCGACUGGAGCAAAAUUGUUUCCUAUAGUAUUGGCAAGGAGCUUAAAACCCAAUAAGACCAGGAGCAGCAAGCGGAAGAGAUGCCAGAAUCAGGCCCCCAGACGGGAAAUAAACGGCCAAAUAGUCUUCCACUUGCAACGGCCAAGCGAGUAUUGUAGAGGGAUGUGCAGAAACUGAGCAGGAUUGCUUAGUGAGAGAAGCAGAGAACAUGUUAGCGCUUAUUAUUAAAGAAAUGAAUUCAAUGUCUGUAAUUUGCUUGAACUUAUACAUACAACCAUGAUGUAUCUAUUUCUAUAUAUACAUACAUGCAUAUAUUAUAUAUAUAUAUAUAUAUAUAAAAAAUGUGUUACAUUUACAAAAAAGUGCAUAAAAACUCAUAAACAUUUGCAUACACGCACUCAUAUAUAUAAAUAUGUAUAUAUAUAUAUAUAUACACACAGAUUAUUCAAUUAAUUUUUGGACUUGGAUCACCACCAAAUGUCGCCUUUAUCGUUCGAAAAGCAAAUACAGUUUUGAAUGUGCACCGUUCUCAUUUUUUUCAAACUACAUUUAGAAUCUAAUCCAUGGACGGUAAAUAAAACGAGUUCUAGCUUUUCCAUGAAUAACAAUAAAGAUACUUUUCGUUUUUUUUAAGAUUUGUAACAAACAAUAAAUAUUUAAGUACUGCUUGCAAAUUAGUCAAAUUUAAUGAGAAUAAACUAAAAUCAAUAAUUCGUUAA